AUGGCCGAAGCAGUCCAAACCAUCCCCAGCCUCGAGGCCCUCGACGCGCUGACCGCGACCCACAAAUACGUCAUCCUCGACUUCACCGCGCAGUGGUGCCCGCCGUGCAAGGCCAUCGCCCCCCUCUACCAGAAGUUGGCGACGGAGCACGCGACGGCGGGGGCCCUGGCCUUUGGCAAGGUGGACGUGGACGAGGCGCAGCCGGUCGCCGCUAAGUUCAAGAUCAGCGCCAUGCCCACCUUCCUGUUCCUUGUCGACGGCGAGCCCGCGGGGAUCGAUGUCGGCGCCCCGCUCGCCGGCAAGCAGACUGUGCUGCGCACCGAGGGGAGCGGGCCGGAUGGGCCCCUGGUGGCCAUUCGUGGUGCUGACCCCGCGAGCUUGGUCGGCGCGGUGAAGAAGGUCGCCGAGUUGGCGGCCGCGGCGAAAACGGAGCCGGCUCAGGUGGAGGAGGCUCAAGCGGAGAGCGCUUAG
This is a messenger RNA of Chaetomium globosum CBS 148.51, 471 nucleotides long. RefSeq lists its product as uncharacterized. The transcript is spliced from 2 exons. Bases 1 to 471 code for a protein of 156 amino acids. The record is from RefSeq and is a predicted model, not a curated record. Lineage: Eukaryota; Fungi; Ascomycota; Sordariomycetes; Sordariales; Chaetomiaceae.